Cooperia oncophora is the source of this 234-nucleotide messenger RNA. Lineage: Eukaryota; Metazoa; Nematoda; Chromadorea; Rhabditida; Trichostrongylidae. The record is from the annotation of a GenBank genome assembly.
AUGGCAUCCAGAAUGGAAUCAACAAGCGAACCGGAGAAGAUCCAAAUGUCAGAAAGUGCCCAUGACAUGCUUGCCAAGUUCUACCCAGAAUAUAAAACUGAGCUGAGAGGAACAGUUGAUGUGAAGGGCAAGGGAACGUGCACUACGUACUGGCUGCUUGGUAGAGAAAUGCACAGCAGCCCGAGAGAGGACGAGGCUCAGCGACGUGCAACUAUGGCAAGUCUUGGGAUGUGA